Molecule: messenger RNA, 1431 nt
Organism: Nipponia nippon (crested ibis)
Lineage: Eukaryota; Metazoa; Chordata; Aves; Pelecaniformes; Threskiornithidae
Source: RefSeq, a predicted model, not a curated record
AGCUCAAGCAUCUCAUCCGACGUGAGUUCAAGUACAGAUCACACGCCCACCAAAGCCCAGAAGAAUGCAGCUACCAGUGAAGACUCCGACCUGAGCAUGCGGACACUCAGCACACCCAGUCCAGCAUUAAUAUUUCCACCGAAUUCCCCCGGUUUCCAGAAUGGCAGAGGGUCGUCGACGUCUUCGUCCUCAGUCACUGGGGAAACGGUUGCCAUGGUCCACUCGCCACCUCCAACCCGUCUCACUCAUCCUCUCAUCCGGCUGGCAUCCAAGCACCAGAAGGAACAGGCCAACAUAGACCGGCUGCCUGACCACUCCAUGGUCCAGAUAUUCUCCUUCCUGCCCACCAACCAGCUGUGCCGCUGUGCCCGCGUGUGCCGCCGCUGGUAUAACCUUGCCUGGGACCCCCGACUUUGGAGGACUAUUCGCCUGACCGGCGAGACAAUCAACGUAGACAGGGCUCUUAAAGUGCUGACCCGGAGGCUUUGUCAGGAUACACCCAACGUAUGUCUCAUGUUGGAGACGGUAAUUGUUAGUGGCUGCAGGCGGCUCACGGACAGAGGACUCUACACCAUUGCCCAGUGCUGUCCAGAACUGAGGAGGCUGGAGGUGUCUGGCUGUUACAACAUCUCCAAUGACGCGGUCUUUGAUGUUGUGUCACUAUGCCCAAACCUGGAACACCUGGAUGUGUCAGGCUGCUCCAAAGUAACAUGCAUCAGUUUGACUCGUGAAGCCUCCAUCAAGCUGUCUCCUUUACAUGGGAAACAGAUCUCCAUUCGCUACUUGGACAUGACAGACUGCUUCGUCCUGGAGGACGAAGGACUGCACACCAUUGCCGCUCACUGCACUCAACUGACCCACCUGUACCUGCGCCGCUGUGUCCGCAUCACCGACGAGGGUCUCCGCUACCUGAUGAUUUACUGCACGUCCAUUAAGGAACUGAGCGUGAGCGACUGUCGCUUUGUCAGUGACUUCGGCAUGCGGGAGAUUGCCAAGCUGGAGUCGCGCCUCCGAUACCUUAGCAUUGCUCACUGCGGCCGGAUCACAGAUGUGGGCAUCCGCUACAUAGCCAAAUACUGCAGCAAGCUGCGCUACCUCAACGCGCGGGGCUGCGAGGGCAUCACGGACCACGGUGUGGAGUACCUCGCCAAAAAUUGCACAAAACUCAAAUCGCUAGAUAUUGGCAAGUGCCCUCUGGUCUCAGACACCGGCCUGGAGUUUCUAGCCCUCAACUGCUUCAACCUGAAGCGCCUGAGCCUGAAAUCAUGUGAGAGCAUCACUGGGCAGGGCCUGCAGAUUGUAGCUGCCAACUGUUUUGACCUGCAAAUGUUGAAUGUGCAGGACUGCGAUGUCUCUGUGGAUGCUCUGCGAUUUGUUAAACGACACUGCAAGCGCUGUAUUAUAGAGCACACCAACCCUGCCUUCUUCUGA